AUGCAAGUAAAUGAUUAUCUUGGACUUUUUGAGACACUUGAGCUCUAUGAUGCCAGUGCAUUUUCUCGUACUUUCAAUGCUGUUGAAGCAGAAAGUGAUAGACAAGUAUCAAUUUUAAUUUAUUAUAAAAAUUUCCCAAGAGAACAGAUUGUCAGUAUUCAACCUCCAGAUAUUGAUUUCAUAGGACUCACAACAGUUUACGAUAUCACCGAAGAUCAAGAUUUUAUUGUUGUUCCUCAGCAAAUCGUUCCUGCAGGCGAUUUAAUUACAAAUUUACUUCCAAAUCCAAUUCUUUCCGAGAGAUACAUAUCUACAAUUGCAUUCUGCUUACUUCAUACAUUAAGAGUUUUGCAUUCAAAUAAUAUAAUUGUUCGUAAUUUAUCUGUUUAUAAUAUUAUGUUAUCAAAUGAACAAUCAUGCCCAUUCAAAAUCAAAAAUUUCUAUCUAGCAAAGAUACUUGAUGUUCAAAUUCAAUCACAUAUUCUUGAAUACGAUGAUUUUCCAGCUCCAGAAGUUUUGGAGAGCAAACCAUACGGACCUCCAUCAGAUAUUUGGUCGUUGGGGUGCAUAUUAUAUUUACUACUCAGAGGACUUCCUCCAUAUCCAUUUACAAAGAAAAAUGAUGCGACAUACAUCAAAGAACACCCAAUCGUCUUUGAUGAUGAUGUUUGGUCAACAAUAUCUGAAGAUGCACGUGAAAUUGUUCAAGGAAUGCUCCAAUUAGAUCCACAAAGAAGAUCUACUGUUGAUGACCUUCUAGAAACAGCCUGGAUCAAUGGAAACUGUUCCGAAUCAAUUAUUGAAGAUGCUCAAUCUGAUCUACAGGCAUCUCUGAUGACAAUUAGACUCCAAAGAUCAAUUGCAGCUGCAAGUUCGAUUGAAGUGUUUAAAUCUUUCAAUCGCCAAAAGGUUUUAUAUAAUUCUAAUGAAGGUAAAAAAUAA
Molecule: messenger RNA, 942 nt
Organism: Trichomonas vaginalis G3
Lineage: Eukaryota; Parabasalia; Trichomonadida; Trichomonadidae
Product: protein serine/threonine kinase protein
Exons: 1
Coding region: 1-942 (313 amino acids)
Biological process (GO): protein autophosphorylation; intracellular signal transduction; peptidyl-serine phosphorylation
Cellular component (GO): cytoplasm; nucleus
Molecular function (GO): calmodulin binding; calcium-dependent protein serine/threonine kinase activity; ATP binding
Source: RefSeq, a predicted model, not a curated record